AUGCUCCCUCAAUAAAAAAAUAUUGUAGAGACUAAGCCUAAUCUAUUAGAAGAUGAAUACUAAUAGGUUUCAUCAUAAUAUUUGGAAUCAAAGAUAAAUAUUAUAUUGAUGGCUACAGAAAUUGAAAGAUUACAUAAAAUAUUAUUAUUUAAGAAAGAUUAUUAUGAAAAAAAGAUAUAAGAUUUAAUUGAUAGAGGUACUUUAAUAAUAUUACUGAUAUAGAGCUCUAAGACAAGGAAUAAAUAGCAAAAUAAUUACAAACUAUUACUGACUUAAAUUAGCAAAUUCUAUAGAAGAAUGCAUACAUUACAUAGAUAUUACAAGAAAAGUAAUUUAAAACUCUUAUAUUUAGAUCUUAAUAGGAAAUGAAUGUGUUAAUAAGUUAAUAAUUAUUUGUUAUCAAUGAAUAAUACUAAAAUGCUUAAGUUUAUAUUUAAGAAUUACAAAAAGAAAAUUAACUUUUAAAAUAGUAAUUUGAAGAUGCUCCAUCUUUAAGAUAAAAGCUCUAUGAUUUAGAUUAGUGGUAUGCAAAAUUAAUUCAUGAGAAAAAUUAAGAAAUUUAAUUAUUAAAAUCUUAAUAACCUUAAAUCAUUUAACAUUCUCCUUAACUGACUAUUAUUAACUAACUUUUAGAAUAGAAAGAAAGAGAAUUAUUAUAAUGGUAAUAUAGUUCAUAAUAAGUGAAUCUAUAUCAUGAGAAUUAAAAAUUGAAUUAGGAACUUAAAUUUUUAAAUGACAAAUUGAAUCUAUUAUUAUUUGAUAAUGAACAUUUAAAAAAGAGACUAUUUGAUAUUUAAUCUUAACCAUCAAAUUAGAAUAGUUAACCAUAGUAUGCAACUCUUAAAGGAGAUUCUUAAUGUACAGUUCCUCCUAUAUUAUAUGAUUAUCAGAGUAUAAAAACACCUAGAAGAUAUAAAUAAUAAUCAAUUAUUCCAACAGAUUUUACUAAUACAUCUUUAUUAAGUUAUAAAUUAUUAAGAAAACCAUAAUCAGUAGGAUCAAGAUCAGGAAGUUCAAUACAUUUCUAAGGUUAAAUGAGUUUUCCUUAAUUCUAAUAAUCUCAUUCUCCUCAAUUUAAUGAGAUUUUAAGAUAAAUAUAAAUUAUUUAAAAUCAACCUUAUCUUACUGUAUAAAACAUUAAUACCUAAAUAUAAUAUUUGAAAACUUUAUUAUAAAUAAAAGGAUAAGAAAUACAUACUUAAAUAACUCCACCAAGACAAGUUUAUUAAAUGUUAAAAACUUAAAGCAAUGAAAGAAUAGUAAAUAAAGCCUUUUCACCUCGUUAGUAGAUUAUUAAAUAACCAAUAAAUGUUUUAUAAAAAACACUUUAUGGAAAUUAAACAUAAAUGAUUCCUUAAUCUGUAAGAAUAUUUCCUUAAAAUUAAUUACAAUUACCCAACAAUAUUAUUAAAUAUAGAUCUUUUUCAGCUGAAACUAAAAGAGAGUUCUCUCCAAACAAUAUAUAAUAAUAAUAAUAAUAAUAAUUAAUCCCAUAGACUACAUUAUUCUCAAAUUAAGUGUAACAAGUUUAAAAAAUCUAAACUAAAUAUUCCCCUAUUUAAACAACUAUUCAAUUAUAAAAUACAAUUCCAAGAUAAGUUUAGAGAAGUGUAUCUCCACCAACAAUUUAAUAUAUUCAAUCUUCAUCGUAUAAUAUUAUUUAAUUUUAAAUAGAUUAUCAUCCUUAGCGCCUUAAACUAUUAGAUAUUAAGAUGUGAAAUAAUAUCAUUAAGUAAAUAAAUAACCCCUUUAAUAAUAUUAAGAUCCAUAAUAAUAUUAAAUUAUAAAAUAAUUUACAACACCAGUAAAUUAAAUUUAAAAUUAAUAAUCCCAAUAAUCCAUACCUUAUUAUUCUUAACAUCCAAGCAAUUAAAAUAGAUCUCCUAUUAAUAUUUUAGCUUAUCCUUAUGAUUAUUCUCCCCAAAAUCCAGAAGAUUUAAAUAAAUAACCAGAUUAACCACAAUCAUAAACUCAAAAUUAAUUAUUCAUGACUCCUUAUAAUAUUAGAAAACAACCUAUACCAAAUAGUAAUUCUUCUUUGCCCUAUUCAUAAGUCAGAAAUCCUAUUAAAAGAGAAAUCCAAGAUCCUUUAAGUAUUAAAUCAAGAGAAUCUAAACAUCAAAGUAAUCAAUCUUUACCUGCUUAAAUCUUACAAUCAGCACCUAUUGAUAAUUCUUAAGUUGAACCAUUUGAAUUAUGUAAUGCUCCUUAAGAUCCUGAUGAAUAAUUUAAAGAAUCUUAAAAACCAGAAGAUAUUCAAAAAUCUCCAUAACUUUAAACUCCUGUUCAAUAAACCAAACCUAUUAAAUAAACUUAAUCAGAUCAACCAUCUUAAAAUCAAAUUUAAAAUACUCAAAAUCCUGAUAAUUUAUAUAAGCAAACAUAAAAACCUUAGUUUUAAAAUCCGAAUUCUUCUGUUGAUAAAAUUAAUUAGGAUCCUUAAGAGUACUAAAAGAAACUUAAAUCAUAAUCUGAUAUUAGAAGAAGUUAACCACCCAGUCUUAGAAAUGGCUAAGAUAUUAAAUUAGCUACUCUUAAUUAAGAUGCUGAUGAACUUAGAAAAUAUCAAUAAGAAUUAGAUAGAUUCAAAAAUCUUUUAUAAUUAACUAAACAAGAAAAUGAUAAUCUUAAACAGCAUUAAUCAUAAAGUGAUUUAAAUUAAUAAAAAUAUACAGCUGCAUUAUAAUAGUUGCAACUCUAUGAAAAUGAAUUAUCUAUCUAAAAUAGAGAAUAUAAUUAGAAUAUAGAAAAAUAAAAAUACAUUCACAAUUAAUUAUAAUAAAAAUUUGAUCAAUAAAAGAUAUUAUUUGAUAAGCAAUAAAAUGAAAUUAAUUAAUUAAAAUAAAAUUAAGAAAAUUUAACUAAAAAAUCUCGUCAAAAUGAAGAACUUAAAGAUGAUUUACAAAAAUAAUUAAUUGAUCUUUAAUAAUAAUUAGCUGAUUUAUAAGCUAAACUUUAAAAUUAAAAAGAUACUUAAAUCUAAUAUUUAAAUAAAAUAUCUUAAUAAAGUGAAAGUUUAUCAAAUUAUGAAAAAUAAUUACAAUAAUAGAACAAAAAAUAUUCUAUGUUAAACUCAGAAUACAUUCAACUUAAAUAACAUUAUGAUUCAUUAUAAAAAGAAUCCCCUUAAUCGAAGUCAAUACAAUCUGAAGAAAUAGAUUAAUAUUAACAAUAAAUUGCAUAACUCUAAUUGUAAAAUAAUGAAUCCACUAAAUAACUUAAAGAAAAGUUGAAUUCCCUCUAAUCUUAAAUAUAAUUAGAAUAAGAAUAGCAUCUAAUCCUUAAGAAAUAAUAUGAAAGUUUAUAAAGAGAUAAUAGUAUUUUAAAAACAUAAAAUGUUGGAAUUUAAAAUUAAAUCAACACUUUAAAGGUCUAAUUGAAUGAAAAAGAAGAGCAGCUCAAAGAGCUUUAGAAAAUAAUUGAAAUUAAAACUUAAUUAACAUAAUAAUUAGAAAAUAAGGUGAAAGAAAUGCAAAAUUAAAAUAUAUCUUCCUCCUAAUAAUUAUAAUCCCUUAAUUAAAUUCAAGUUGAUAAUCUAAAGAAAUAAUUAUCAUAAGAAUAAUAGAAAACAAAUGAUUUAACUGAUUAGAUUUCUAAGCUUUAAUAAAAGAUUUUUACAUUAGAGCAAUAAUUUUAAGCAGAAAAAUAAACUAAUGUAAAGUUAUCUAAAGAAAUUCAAAAUACUACAAUUAUUCUCUAAAAUGAUUACAAAAAGAGAAGUCAAUAAUUAGAUAAUGAAAAUCAAGAAUUAUAAUCAAAAUUAAACCAAGCAGAAAUGAUGAUAUAAAAGGAAAGAGAAAAUUAUAAUUAAAGUUAACAAUAAAUAAUAAAAAUUUAAAAUCAAUAUUAGCUACUUUCAGAUAAAUCUUCCUUGGACAAUGACGAAUAUAUAAGGAAUCUCAAAUUAUAAAUUGAAUAACUAAAAUCAUAAAAUGAGAAUCUUUCUAAUUAGAUUCUAACAAUUAAAUCCAAUUAUGAAAUAUAAACGUCAACUAUGAAUACUAUGACAUCUUCAAAAGUUAUUAAUUUAGAAAAGCAAUUAGUCUUUGAGAAAGAAUAAAAAGAAAAUUCCUAAAUGAGAAUUCUAUAACUUGAAAAAUAGGUUUCUGAUUUCUAAAAUAUUAUUAAAUCAGAUAAGACUGAAGAAUUAAGAGAUAAAUUAAUACAACUAGAAAGAUAAGUGUAGAAAUUCUAAAACGAAAGAGAUUAAAUUUAAUCGAGUAAAUAAAGGGGAGAUGAAGAAAUUAAAAUACUCAGUGUUAGAAUUAGUGAAUUAUCUAAUUUAAAUAUUUAAAACCAAUAAGAAAUUAUGAGUUUAAGAUCUAAAUAAAAUUGUUAAACUGAAUCAUCAUCUCUUAUUACUAAAUAAAAUUAAUAAAUUAUUAUUUUGCAGUAAGAGAAAUAAUUUUAAUAAUCUUAAAUUAAUGAAAUGAUUUUGAUGAAAUAAAGAUUUGAAGAGAAUAUUUAAAAUCAUUAAACAUAAUUAAAUGAAUUAAAAAAUACUUUCAAUAAAGACCUUGAAAAUUAAAAAGCUAUAAAUAAAAAACUAUAGGAGGAUAUGCUUAAUUCUCAAAAUUUGUUAUAAUUUGAAAAGAGAGAAAGGGAAAUUGCAUAAAAUAAUAAGAUUUAAGCUGAUGAGAUUAAUUUAUAGUUAAAUUAAGAAAAAAAUAUGUUAAAAGAGUAAUUAAUAAAAUAAAAGAAAUAAAUAGAAUAAUUAUAAUAAGAAAUCAAUGAAUUAAAUUUGUAACAUAAAAACACCAAUAAUGAGCAAAUUCUUCUUAUGUAAUAGUAAAUCAUCAACUAAAAUAAACAAAUUGAUAAUUUAAAUAUCAAUAACCAAAAAUUGAGCAAAGAUAAUGAAAGACUAAAUUUAAAAAUAUAAUAGAUGAAUAUUUCUAUUGCAGAUUUAGAGAGUUAAAAUUUCAAUUUAUAACAAUAAAUUUAAUUAUUAAAUUCAUAAAAUCAAGCUAAUCUGUAAUAAAGAGAAAUGAAUUUAAUUGAAUUAAGAUCAGCAGCUAAUAAUACCGAGGAUUAAAUUUAAGAUUUGACUGUUAAAUUAGAACUUUAAAUAAAAGAAAGUGAAAAAUAUUAGAGAGAGGCUUUCAAUAAUGAUUAGUUAGCUUUAUCUCUACAAAAGAAGUUGUCUGAUGCUAACCUACAAAAUUAAAAGAUAAAACAAUAAUAUGAAAUGAAAAUAGAAGACCUGGUCAAAUAAAUUAAUUAAAAAGAAAAACUAGAUUAGCUAGAAGCACCAAAAGUUUAAAUAUUUCCUUAAAUAUAAAAUAAUCAUUUAAUAUAAGAAAAUGAAGACUUGUUAUUAAAAAUUGGUCAGUACGAAUAAAUGAUAAAUUCAUUAGAAGAAGAUUAUUAUAAUUUAUAAAGUGAACAUCAAAAAAUUACUAAAGAAUAUCAUAGUGUAAUAAAUUAAUCUGAAAAAACAGUAGUCACAAUUACUUAAUAUUAAUAAUAAUAAGAUAAUAUCAAAAGAAAGGAAGAUAUAAUCAAAUAACUAUAAUAAUAGAUCUAAGAUUAAUCAUUGCAAUUUGAAUCUGAAAGAAAUAGAUUUUAUGAUUAAAUUAAUAGAUUAACCAUUAAAAAUUAAGAAUUAUAAAACUAAUUGUAAAAUAAUCCUAAUAAAUAAAUAAAUGAAGAAAAUAUCUAUAUGAAAAACUAAAUAUAACAAUUAUAAUAACAAUUAAAAAAUACACCAAUUAAAGAAACAAUUAUCUAUUAAUCUUCUUCUCCUUUAAAAAGAAACGAUGAAGAAAUUGAAAAAUAUAAAUAAUAAACAUAUUAAUUAGAGUUAAAAAUGAAUGAAAUAGCUAAUGAUUAUCAUUUACUAGAAUAGCAGUCAGAUUUAGAAAAAAAUUAAUUAGAAAAAUAAAUUAACUGCUUAUUAGGUGAUUAAUAAAAACUUUAGAAUGAAAAUAACCACUAUUAACAACAGAUUGAAAAUUUAUCUAGAUAAAUAUAAUAGUUAUAGCUAAAUCAAUAAAAUGACAUGAUUUAAGAGUUAGAAUUUGAAUUUAAAAAAUUAAAAUAAUAAUUUGAGAUUGCAUAAUAAUAAUAUAAGCAUGCUUAAGAAGAAUUGACAUCAGCUAAAUCUCAAAUCUUGUAAUAAAGAGAAGAGUUAGAAAAUGAAAAAAAUAAAAAUAAUGACUUAAAGCUUAAAAUUAUUCAUAAUGAGCAACUAUAAUUUAACAUUAAAAGAUAAAAUAAUCCGGAAACUUCAAUCAUUAAAGAAACAACUAUAAUAAAAGAAUCAGCACAAGAUCUUUUAUUAUAAUAAAAAGUUGAACAACUUAAUAUUGAUAAUAUGAUUCUAAGAAAGUAAUUAUAAAAUUUAGAGGCAGAUUAUAUUUAAAAGUUUAGAGUUUAAUAAUUAUAAAUUCAAGAUUUGAAUUAUAAAUUAAAAGAAUAACUUGAAAAAAACAGUAAUAAAACUACUAUUAUUGAAGAAACCGUUUAUAAUAGUAUUUCAAAUGAUCAAUCUUCUGAAAUAAGAAAAUUAAAGGAUGAAAAACUAUUCUUAUAAUAAGAAUUACAAAAGUAGCAAUAGCAAUACAAAAAAUAAAUUUAAGAUUAGGUUAAUGACUAUGAAUUUCGAAUAGAAUAAUUUAAGUUCAACAUUUAGUAGUUGAAAGAUUCCAAAUAAAUACAGACAAAUAAUGAUUAAAAUUUAUUAAAGGAAAACUAAUUACUAGCUGAUUAAAUCAUGCAUUUAUAAAAUGAAAUAGCUGUGACUAGAAAUUAAUUAUAAGAUUAAUAAUAGUCUAAUAGUUAAACUUCAAUUAAUGUAAAUUUAGUGAAGACUUUGGAGAGAAGAAAUGAAGAAUUAAUGUAAUAAUUAGAAAGAUCUAAAGAAAUACAAGAAAAUAAAUUUAGAAAUGUUAUAAAUGAAAACUAAUUGCUAAAUGAUCAAAUUAAAAAUUUAUAAAAAGAAUUAGCUGUGAUUAGAAAUUAAUUAUAAGAUUAAAUAUAGUCUAAUAGUUAAAAUUUAAUUAAUGCAAAUUUAAUAAAGACAUUUUAAUAAAGAAAUGAAGAAUUAAUGUAAUAGUUAGAAAGAUCGAAAGAAAUUCAAGAAAACAGUUUAAAAAAUCUUUUAAAAGAAAAAUAAUUGCUAAAUGAUCAAAUUAAAAACUUAUAGAAUGAAUUAUAAAUGGCUAAAAAUUAAUUAUAAGAUUAAUAAUAGUCUAAUAGUUAAAAUUUAAUUAAUGUAAAUUUAGUGAAGACUUUGGAGAGAAGAAAUGAAGAAUUAAUGUAAUAAUUAGAAAGAUCUAAAGAAAUACAAGAAAAUAAUUUUAGAAAUGUAAUAAACGAAAACUAAUUGCUAAAUGAUCAAAUAAAACAUUUAUAAAAUGAAUUAGCAGUCACUAGAAAUUAGUUAUAAGAUUAAAUAUAGUCUAAUAAUUAAAAUUUAAUUAAUCCAAAUUUAGUACAGACACUGGAAAGAAGAAAUGAAGAAUUAAUGUAGUAAUAGGAGAGAUCGAAAGAAAUUUAAGAGAAUAAUUUAAAAAAUUAUUUAAAGGAGAAUUAAUUGCUAAAUGAUCAAAUUAGGCAUUUAUAAAAUGAACUAAAAAUGUCGAGAAUAUAAUUAUAAGAUCAAAUAGAGUCUAUUAAUUAAAAUCAAAAUGAUGCAAAUAAAGUUAAGUCAUUAUCACAAAUUAAUGAAGAAUUACUUAAAUAAAUUGAAUAGUAAAAACUAGUUAUUGCAUAAUUGCAGAUCAAAUUAUAAAAUAUACAAAAAAACUUUGAUGAGAAGGAAAUGGAAUUAUAAAACUAUAAAGCUAACAAUCGUUAACAAACUUAAGUAUCUUAAUUGAAUUAAUUUUCCAAUCAAGUUAGAAAUGAUAGUGAAUAUUUAAAUCAGCUACUAAAAUCUAUGGAUGUUUUAAAUUAGUAAAUUAGGUAAUAAAAAGAAGAAAAAGAAAAUAUGGAAAAAAUAAUAUAAGACUAUGAAAAAGAAAUUAAUCGCCUUAAUUAAAUGAUUAAGUAGUUAGAGAGUUAAGCUACCUAAAAAAAUUAAGAAAACUCUGAAUUAAGAUAAAAAAUAAAAGAUUUAGGAUAAAUAUAAGUUGAACUUAAAUAAAAUAUUAAUAAAUCUUCUACAGAUUCAGGAAGAUUUGAACAAUCAUUAAUUAAUAAAUAAUAUGAAAUAUAGCAAUUAGAGAAUGAAAACAAGAAAUUAGAUAACAAAUUGUUAGAUAAUUAAAAUUUAAUUAGAAAGUUAUAAUAAGAAUUAACAACUUAAGGAAAUGAGAAAUAAAAAUUAUAAUUACAAUAUCAAUAAGAAGUUUUUAAUCUUUAGAAUUAAAUAAAGAGAAUAUAAUAAUAAAACUUUAAUCAGGAAGAAAUAAAGAGAUAAUCAGAAUCAGUUAUUUAGAGGAAUUAAGUUAUCUAAAAUAAUGAAAAUUUUAAUUCUCCUAAAGUAAAAAAUGCAAGUAAAAGUUUGAAUAAACCUAAUGUAUCUUUUGUUUCAACCGAUGAGAUAAAAGGAAAAUAUUAUAAUUGUUCACUUUAUACUUCAAAUAAGAAUGGAUAAAAUUAUUAUACUCCUUUAAGGGUAGUAAAAUCAAAAGUAGACUUAUUGAGUUCUAAUGAUAAGAGUUAAUUAACUUCAGAGGAAGAUUUAAGAAAAUAAAUUAGCCUUUGGCAAUCAAAAUAUGAAGAAUUAUUAAGAGAUAGAUAUUCAAAACCUUAUAUCAUUCCUCAUUAAUAAUAUAGAUAAAUUUAGGAAUCUAUUGUUUUAGAGGAAACAGUAGAUUGGAAAUCAAAAUAUGAUGAAUUAAAAGGUUAAAUUUCAAAUUCAAAUUAAAUUUAAAAUGAAAAAUUAAUUGAAUAAUUAAGAUAAAAUAAUGAUUUACUUGGCUCUUAAUUAUAUUAAAUAUAGACCGAUUAUUAAAAAUUAAAAACUGAAAUCACUAUUCAUCAAUAGAAAUAAGCAAAUGAUACAACUUAGAGUAAUCUUAAUUAACAAAGAACAAUCGAUUAAUAGAAUAAAAAGAUUAUCAAUUAAUAAAAUGAAAUAGAUUAAUUGAAAUUAAAACUAAUAUAAAUAAAUGAAAAUAAGAAUAAUUUAGAAAAAAAAUCUAAUUAAUAAUCAAAUGAAUAAAUUAAGUAAUUGGAGACUGAAAAUUUCAAUUAAUUAUAAGAAAUAAAUUCUUUGUAAAUUUAAAUUAAAAGAUUAUAAGAAAACAGAUAAAUGAUGCAAUAAUAAAUGAAUGAUUAAGAAAUUAAUUUAAAAUCUGGAUAAGAAGAAAAUGAAAUAAAUCUAGAAGAGUAUAGAUAAUAGAUUGAGACACUACAAAAUGAAGUCAAUAUUUAAUAGAAUUAAAUAUUCUAAUUAUAAAAUUAAUUAAAAUAAACAAAAGUUAAAGAAUUGGAAUUAGAAUAAAAGUUCAAAUUUGCAAUAGAAGAUCUAGAGCAUAUUUAAUAAAAAUAUAAUGAAUUAAGAUUAAGCUCAGAUUAAAAAAAAUAACUUUAAAUAUAAUAAUCAUAAUAAAAGCAAUCAUAAUAUGAAUAAUCUAAAAGUGUUGAAACUUAUAUAGAGUAAUAGCCAAUCAAUCAAUAUGAUGAUUAAUAUAAGAAGAUCUUAUAUGAACUCCAUUUAAUAAAACAAUAGAAUACCUCUUUAUAAACUUAGUUAUAAGAGUCAAGUUAAAAAUAAAUAACUUUGAUGUAAGAAAUAAAAUAACUACAAAUUAAAAAUGAAAGAUUAAAUUAAAGUAAUUUUAGACUACAAAAUGACUAAUAAAAAGUUACAGAUCAGAAUAGUUAAAUAAAUAAGAUAACUGAUCUUUAUCAAUAAUUAUAAAUAGAAAACUAAAAAUUGCAAAGUGAAAUUUCAUAUCUACAAUAAGAAAAAUAAUAAAUUAUUGUUUCUUUUGAAACUAAAUUAUCUUAAUAUUCAGCAAGUGUGAAUAAUAAAGUUAGAUAAUAAUAAAUUGAAGAUUUAAAACGAGAAUUAGCUUUAUUAAAGAGAGCAACAUUAAAAUCAACUGGAAUUGAUAUAGAUGCAGAAAGAUUGAGUUAUUCAACAUAAAUAACUUAAUUAAAAAAAUAACUUGAAUAUGAAUAAAUAAAAAAUAAAGAAUUACAGUAGAAACUUCAAAAUUCUACACAAUAUUAAGUAAUAUUUUUAUAUAUUCUAGUCUGAUUUUGGACUUGUUGAAAGAUUAAACAAAGAGUUGUAAGAUAAGAUUGUAGAAUUAUAUUAAGUAAAAUCGGAGUACAGGAAUGCAAUAAAAAUGAUCCAUCAAUUAGAAGAACAAGUGAUAGAAAGAAUGGAAAAAGAAUAGUGUUCUUGAAAUAUUAAUAUUUUG
Molecule: messenger RNA, 10322 nt
Organism: Paramecium sonneborni
Lineage: Eukaryota; Ciliophora; Oligohymenophorea; Peniculida; Parameciidae
Source: the annotation of a GenBank genome assembly